AUGACCGUCGGUGUUGAUUCUGUUUUAAGAGCUGAAUUCAAAAGAGCGUACCAGGGUCUUCUCUUGGCGUGGAAUAUGGGAUACCGUAGAGUGACCCUUGAGGUUGACAACAAAACGGUGGUGGACAAGAUCAACAGCUCAGAGAUUGCAGCUCAGUAUACGAACCUUCUGUUCGCUAUUCGAUCUCUUAUUCGUAGAGAAUGGGAUGUUCAGGUUCCGUGUUUAGAGAGGCAAACUUUGUUGCAGACCACCUUGCUUCCGUUAAGUAGCGGUAGAAAGAAGCAGCAAACAGAAGCAGAAUUCCAAUUUUUGAAUCGAGAGAAAAUGGAUCCGGAUCAGGAUCCUGAUAUUACAUCGUGGAUUAUUGAAUUCUGUGCACGCCAAAAGAUGUCCAGGCGUUUGCUGAAUAAAAUUGUAAAAAACCUAAGAGUUCCUAUUUCAAAGUGCAGUUAUCGUAGUAGGGAGACUCUUUUUCUCCGAUUUAUUGAAGAUGAAAUUGCAGAUGGGUCAGUGUCCGAGGAAAUUCUCGAUUUACUGCACAUGAUUGAAGAAUUGCACAAUGAAAAGUCUGUCCAAAUUAGAGAUUCAAUGAAAUCGGCUUAUCGAGCCAUAGCUGCCGUUUGUACUGUGAAGUGGCUUGGGGGUAAUAGCAAUGAAGCGGUGAAGAAAAUGUGGAAAGAAAGAGUUGAUAAAUUAGGUCAACUAAAGAGUGAGUUGCUCACCGGUGAACUGAUACAGGAAAUAGAGUCGGUUUAUGAUUCAAAUGCACUGAGUGGGGAGACAGAGUCUUUGAGGCUGGUUGAAGCCUAUCUGACCGACGCAUUUGGUCUACUGGGCACUCCUUUUCUUGAGUUAGCAUCUAUGCAGAUUGCUAAUGCAGAUGUUUGUUUAAGGAGUGCAUUAGGGCUUCCUUUUCUUGAGACGACGGACCUUUCUGCAACAGAAGAACCGGCUGAGACUAUGGAGUCUGAAAUCACUUCGCCUGAAGUCACCAGACUUAGAGUGAGAAAAGCACUUAAUUUCAGCUGCCAAGAGCUGAAAUUAUUGUUUGGUGAUCCUUGUUUUGAGGCAUUGAAUAAGAAGACUUCAAUCAAUACCCUCUCAACUACUGGCACUCAGGAUUUUGAUUCUUUUGAGUGCGAUAAUUCAGUGGAUGACCCAACAACUCAAGUUCAUUUUGAUAGUUUAAGUAUAGAUGAAGCGCCUGUAUCUAGUUGUUCUAAUUCUAGACCCACUGAAUUAUUGAAAAAGAGAAGGCCGGUCAAGAGGUGGACUUUGGAAGAAGAAGAUGCAUUAAGAGGGGGCGUGGAAGAGUUUGGAAAGGGAAACUGGAAGCUCAUCUUGCGGUUCAAGCAAGAUAUUUUUGGGAACAGAACUGAGGUUGAUUUAAAAGAUAAAUGGAGAAACAUGACUCGAUGAAGAAGCUCAAGCAACUGGAGGGCACUUAUCAGUUAGCAUGCCUGAUGUCUCCAAUGGCAGACUGAUUUAUGACUUAAAUAAGGACAUGUUUCUAGUUAGCUUUUCUUUAAUGCUUCAGGUCUUUUCAUCUCCAUAGCAUAUGGUUUUAGCGUUCAAGUACGGCGGGUUGUACAUGAAAGAUUAGAUCUGAAUGUCACUGAAACCUGAUUUUCUUUCCUUCUUGAUACACUUGAUUAUUUGAAUUCAUUAGCAGGGACCUUGCAAAUAUUUGCCUAAUUCUGUGCAUAGAAACUGUGAUUGUAGUAUAACUUGAUCGUCUGAUCCACUUAUCGUGAACUUAAGCUGGAAUUUCAUAAA
Messenger RNA from Mercurialis annua (annual mercury), 1776 nucleotides. RefSeq lists its product as uncharacterized. The coding region runs from base 1 to 1419 and encodes 472 amino acids. The transcript is spliced from 8 exons. The record is from RefSeq and is a predicted model, not a curated record. Lineage: Eukaryota; Viridiplantae; Streptophyta; Magnoliopsida; Malpighiales; Euphorbiaceae. Gene Ontology annotation, molecular function: RNA-DNA hybrid ribonuclease activity; nucleic acid binding.